This is a messenger RNA of Wasmannia auropunctata (little fire ant), 473 nucleotides long. Its product is annotated as ATP-dependent DNA helicase PIF1-like. The transcript has a single exon. The record is from RefSeq and is a predicted model, not a curated record. The annotation marks the transcript as partial. Lineage: Eukaryota; Metazoa; Arthropoda; Insecta; Hymenoptera; Formicidae.
AUGUUAGAACAUAUACCUUCUGAAAAUAUUUCACUGUUGGCACACGACAUUACUGAUUGUCCAAUUUAUUUAAAGAAAAAAGUUCUAAAAGCUAUUGAUAUGGACGAUGAUGAUAAUACAAAAACUGGAGGACUUGCAAAAAAAAUAACAGUUAAAAUUGGAGCAAAAAUUAUGCUUCGAAGAAAUAUUGAUAUUACACUAGGACUCGUAAAUGGAACUAUUGCUACAAUUGUUGGAGUUUCACGUAAUACUGAAAAUAAUGUAGAAACAUUAACAAUAACGUUACCAAAUGGAAAGCAGCAUAAUAUUGAACGUAUUAAUGUGAAGUUUCAAGUAAUGGAUAAAGCGUACGUUAUACGAAAACAAUUUCCUAUAACGCUUAGUUAUGGAAUAACUAUUCAUAAAAGUCAGGGUUUGAGUUUAAAAUUAGCUAUAAUUGAUGCUGGAAAUUCUGUAUUUAGUUGCGGUCAAAC